CUCUCUAUCCGAAAUGGCUUCGCGACCUCCCGUCUCUUCUGUCACAAAAUACGGCAACAGUGCAUCUUUCUGGUGGGAAUAUCCCUCAGGAUUGAUUGAUUUGACUCGGACACUGUCCGUGGCGCCCAACGCCGAACACCAUUCUCCACCUUUACUUCCUGGUCAGCUGGACGUUGCUGUGGAUCGUGAGCGUACAAUUCGCAUCGAUGCCAAAUCGAGUGCCGUUGUUAUCAUUGACAUGCAAAAUUACUUCCUGCAUCCUGAUCUCAGAGACCAUCCCACCGGCCUAGAAUGCGUGGAGCCACUCAUGAAAUUGGUUCCUAUUGCGAGAGAAAGGGAUAUCAAGGUUCUCUGGGUUAACUGGGGCCUCACUGAUCAUGAAUUGCAAACUAUCCCACCUUCCCUCGUUCGUGGAUUCACAAAGGCCGGACGUGGUAGUUUCGGGCCCGAAUUACCAGGAGCGUUCGGGAGACUUCUCAUGCGGGACGCACUCAAUUCAGAUCUUUACGGGCCCUUGCAAGAAGAAUAUCUCAAGGGCAAGGAACUAGGAACUGAUUUCUGGAUCCACAAAAACCGGAUGAGCGGUUUGUGGGGAUAUCAGUCCGCCCUUGACCUCUUUCUCGCGGAGAACGGGAUCACGACACUAUUUUUCGCAGGUGUCAAUACAGAUCAGUGUGUGCUUGGGACACUUGUCGAUGCCUAUUAUCGGGGAUACGACUGUAUACUCCUGAAAGAUGCCACAGCCACGACAUCACCGGAAGGCGGCUAUGAUAACGUCGUAUAUAAUGUCGCAAAUAGAGCUACGGCUUUGCUACGACCACUGAAAGCCUACGCUAAGGGAAAUCGGCAUGUGUCAAUACAUUGUUAGAUAUGAAUAUAUGAAUCAUGAUACAAGGCGUUGUGCAAAAGCACCCAAUGUCCGU
Guyanagaster necrorhizus is the source of this 923-nucleotide messenger RNA. RefSeq names its product Isochorismatase hydrolase. The record is from RefSeq and is a predicted model, not a curated record. NCBI's taxonomy places the organism in Eukaryota, Fungi, Basidiomycota, Agaricomycetes, Agaricales, Physalacriaceae. Bases 14 to 868 code for a protein of 284 amino acids. The transcript has 6 exons.